UUUCAGAAGAUGUGCUCCCUAAAUGAGCUGAUAACGGGUAUUAAAGAACUCCCGGAGCCAGAUCUCACUGCCAGUCGACUGAUGGAUGCAGCAGCUGAUUAUGUGCCUUUGAAGCUUCGAGGACAUAUUGACGCCAAAGAUAUCAACAGUAGUCCUAAAACAUUGGAAAAUGGCGGAACUGAAUUCUUCCAGGCACUCAUCGAUAUCACACAUCCUAGACUCAGAUUAUAUGGAUCUGGAAAAGAACUCGCCGAGAAUGUGAGAAUCCACAGAAACUUUCCGACAAGUCAUGUAAACUUCAAAUUAGAUCCCCGAUAAUUUAUAAAAGUCUUGACAAUAAUCAGUAUAUCUACAAGACGGACGUUUUCAUCAUUAUUCAGAACAUUUGUGGUUACCGAAAAGAUUCCACGAAUAAUAUUAUAGAACUCAACAGAUUUCUCGAAGUGAUGUAUCUGAAAGCACGAGAGGAGACGAGUCGAAAAUAUUUGGAAUUUGUGCGUUUUGAUGCGGAUUCGUUUCGAAAAAUCGAGAAAAAAUUCGAGAAAUUCAAUCAAGGAGCAUGUUUCGUUGAUAGGGAAAUGGAGAACUUAUCCAGUCGCUGGAACAAAGGAACUCAAAUGGAGACCAUCUUCCAAUCGUUCAAGAGCUUGAUUCCAGUGAAAUGAAGUGAUUAUCAGUACAUGAUUCUUCGCAAUUUUGUGGUUUAUCUUUACGGAUCAACUGACCCUGAAUUUCGAAUUUUACCUCUGGAGCUCUACAAAUUCGAAAAAUGGCUGGAGAUUUUUCAAAAAGUUUUUGAGGAGUAUCCAGAAUUGUUCUCUCCGAAAAGAUGCGAUUGCGCUGGAGGAGGUUAUGGAGAAAUAUGGAGAUCAAGUGAAAUCCAUUGAGUUCAUUCAACAUCCGAUCCAAAGAGCCAAGCACAAAGCUGUACCGAUUGAAGACUUGAAGCCUGGAAGCUACUGUAUUCUAGCCGUGGAUGCGCUUUUCGAGCUUUUCAAUGAGAUUAUUUGGGGUUCGAGAGUUUUCGAAAAGCAUAAAGUUCCCAAAAUUAUUGAAUAUGUUUUGAAGAUUCCGACUCUGCUCUUCAAGUCUGAGCUUAGAUUCCCACAUUUCAUAAAAACUGCCCAUCUUCAUAGAUUACUGGCGUCGUUCGAAGUUUCACUUUCGAGCUUUCACUUUCCUGCAAAUCCAGUGAAAGAAGUCAGAAACGCAAAGGCUGAUCAUGGAUUUACUCUUCAAAAUUUGAAAAACGAGCUGACAUACUUGGGACUCACGGAAACGUUCCCAGACAUCACCGAUUAUGCGGAAAUCGCGUACAAUGAAGUGAUGAGGGUCAAGAAGGAGAUGCUCUUGAGAACUUGUGAUCUCUUCGAUGCCAUCGAGCACUGCCAACUGCUGUGUAUCUUCAAUAGAUCACCAUUUCUGAAGCAGUUUCUCCAUAAUCAAAAGGCAUGUCACCGUCUUGUCGGUCUACAUUGUGAUCUGUGUAUCAAGGAAAAAGUGGAGAAAAGUGAGAACCAAGAAGCUUGGGAUUUGGAUGAAAGCAGCUCGACUAAGUCUCCAAUCGACUGCAAAAAAUGCUCUCAAACUCUCCAAACAAUUGAAGACGUCAAAAAAGAGUUAAAAACUAGUCAGAACAAGGAAAACAAGAUGAGAAAGAAAGUGUCAGAGCUGGAGAAGAAGCUGGAUGUCGAGAAUGUGCAGAAUGAGCAGGAAGUCAAAGAGAUGGAGGAUGAUCUGCGUGGAAAACAGGAAGAACUGAACAUAUUGAGAAACGAUUCCCUCAAAGUCCAUGAUGUUUUGAUGGAGAUUGCCGACUUGAAGCAGAAGCAUUCGAAAUUGGAGAAACACGUGGAGGGACUGAAAGAAGAGAAUUUGAAACAAGAAAGAAACUAUAAUCUCACACAAUCCAAUCUGGAAGCUAACCUGUCGAGUAUGAGAGAAGGUCUUACUAUAUUGCAGCAGUAUACUGAAGAGCUUGAGCAGGAACGUCAGAAGUAUCAAGAAAUGCUGACGGCGAGAUCCGAAGAAACUUCAGUUCAAGCUGAACCAGCUGGUGGCGAGGAGGAAAUGCUCGAUGUGACGAAACAAAUCGAAGAGGCUAAAGAAGAGAAAAUUCGUUUGAAAGCUGAACAUGAUGCCAAUGAAAGAAUAAUUCAGCAACUUCUCGAUAAAUUGGCCAAUUUUUCGUAAUUCUUUGAAAUUAUUUUGAUUUGUUUUCUGUUUUUGUUGUUGUUGAAUGAUUAUCGUUGAUAAAUAUUUUUGUUUUAUU
Messenger RNA from Caenorhabditis elegans, 2272 nucleotides. It is a transcript of the gene C16A11.5, whose product is annotated as FRIGIDA-like protein. NCBI's taxonomy places the organism in Eukaryota, Metazoa, Nematoda, Chromadorea, Rhabditida, Rhabditidae. The transcript is spliced from 12 exons. The coding region runs from base 853 to 2193 and encodes 446 amino acids. The record is from RefSeq and is marked reviewed.